CUUCAAACCCUCAUGGACCCUGAAAAACACACUUACUUGCAUUUACUCAGGGAGAUCACCCAGUGAGAACAAAUUCAAUUUAUGGACAGGAUGGAGACACCGACAACUAAAGUGAUGAAAGAACCGACGACGGUGCCGGCCGCCGGAGAAGAGCUCGAGAAGAAGCCCGACCUACCCAAAAGACUCACAGACAUCAAGAAUCUUCAAUUCAUGCAGUGUGGUUCGCUGGAAGUGGGGUGUGAGUGGAGGGUACCAACAAUGGAGAGUAUGGUAGGAGGGACAGGAGGGCAGCAGAGGUUAGCUGUGUUGAGCUAUGAACAAGUACGGCGCCUCAAUGACCUCAUGGACGAGGUGGUGUCAGUCCAUGGACGCGGGAAUUUUCCGACUCUGGAAGUUCGUUUGAAAGAUCUGGUCAAUGUUGUGCGGUCUAAACUAGAAGCAGACGCACGGAGCGGUGGAGCAGGCCUUAAAGUAAGGGAUAUUAGACUGAAUGGUGGAGCUGCUUCACAUGUGCUGGCGACUGAGUCAACACCUUACAACGAUUUAGAUCUUAUUUUUGGCGUCGAGCUGUCCGGAGGACGCAACUUUGAUCGAGUCAAAACAGCAGUGCUUUCUUCAUUGUUUGAUCUCCUACCAGAAGGUGUGAGUAGAAAGAGAAUCACCACCUGCUCCAUGAAGGAAGCCUAUGUUGGGAAGAUGGUCAAAGUGAAUCACGAUGGUGAUCGCUGGUCACUCAUCUCUCUCGGUAAUUCGAGAGGGCACAGAAAUGUAGAACUGAAAUUUGUCGACUCAAUGAAGAGGCCUUUCGAGUUCUCAGUCGACUCAUUCCAGAUUGUCCUAGACUCUCUUCUGCUGUUCUACGAGUGCUCCGAGUUGGCAAUCGGUGAAAAUUUUUACCCCACUGUCGUUGGUGAAUCCGUCUAUGGCGACUUCCAAGAAGCUCUUUAUCACCUCCACAAAAAGCUUAUCGCCACCAGGCACCCUGAGGAGAUCAGAGGUGGUGGACUUCUUAAAUACUGCAACCUCCUAGUUCGCUCCUACAAACCAGCCGAACCUGACCACAUCAAGUUACUCGAACGCUACAUGUGUUCAAGGUUCUUCAUUGACUUCCCUGAUAUAGGACAACAAAGGGCGAAGUUGGAGAAUUACCUUUGGAACCACUUUGUGGGCGGGGCCGAAGAAGAGGGCCUGAAAUACCAGUACCUGACCAUCCUGCACAGUGUUGUUGAAGAAUCAACGGUCUGUUUGAUGGGGCACGAGAGGCGGCAGACCUUAUGCUUAAUCGAAGACCUCGCCUGCCAAGUUUUGUGCAACGAGCAGUCACGCUACCUUGCCCAACAUCCUCCGACAAUCAUUUACGCAGGAGGCUAUUACUACGCACCGAUCCUCUCUCCCCCCUGUAACUGCACAUCCUACAUGACAUGCACAUCGUAACCGCGCACCUUGAAAUAGUAUUCAUUCCUUUGUAUACUAUAACUAUUUAAGAGCAAUAUUAACUACACCAUAAGGGAAUGAUCAAUGAAGCGACUGUGCAUUCAAAAUUUUGUUAAACAUUUGUCCCAAUGAAAAAUGCGUCAUUUGUCUUACGUCAGUCGUGAGUUUAACAAAAAAUUUUUAGUAGAAAAUAUUUAAAAAAAAUUAUAUACAAAAGUUUUUUUUGUUCUGAAUAUUGUUGUUAGUCAGUGUUGGGGUAUUGGUUUCCCUACUAGUCCCUCCUGCAACUUCUCCGACCUCUACUUGCUAGAUUCUAGAUGUUAGGGGAUUAUAAAAGGAUUAAAAAAAUAGCUGACUUUUGAGCAAAAAAUAUGUAAAACUUAAAAACAAAAAAAAAAAAAACAAAAAAAAAGUAAAAUUAAUAACUAGAUUUUUUCUUUGACUUCCGAUAUAAAAUAUCUAGAAUUAAUGUCAUAAAAAAUUAAAAUAUUGAUAAUUAACUUAGAAAGUAAAUUUGUAAAAAAUAAGUAUAUAUAUUUGCUGUUGUAAGAAAGAUUUAUGAUGGUUUCACCUGAAGUGAUAUAUAUUAUAUAAACAUAAUAUAUUCUUUUAUGUGUAAAAAGGUAAGUUUCAAAACACAAGGGCACUAACUUCACUGUAAUUACCAAGGUGUUUUCAGUGUUAUGUACAAAAAAUGGUAAUAUUCCUAAUGAUGUUUUACUAUUUUUGGGAAUUGAAAUUUAUGAUUAUACCUAUUUUAUUUCAAUCAUGUUGAUUGUUUAUUAUGUUUUGAGUCUUUUCUUUUCUUUAUUGUAUAUUUUAUAGUAUAAUUGAUAUGUCAAUUGAGGUAUUGUAGCAAACUGAUUUAAUAAUGCACUUCUCAAUAUAAAUAUAUAUACAACAAAAAAAUCGAUAAAAUUGAAAAACUAUACAGCUGAAAUAUAUAGAGCUUGUAAUAUUUAAUUAAAAAGUGACAGGAUCUAUUUUCAACGCUGUUACUUGCAAAUGCAAGAGAAUUGUUCAAAUUCAUAAACAGCCUCUAUAUAUUUCCCCUGUAGACAAAAAAAGUACCUUUAUAAAAUUGCUAAGCAUUUCAUUUUUAAGCAUGGCAAAAAGUUUAAUAGAUUGUUAUGCAUUAUCGUUUUACAAAUUGUACAUCAAAGCAACACCAUAGUGUACUUCAUUGUGGGUCCUUUUCUUUUUCUUUCUUUCUUUCUUUUUUUUUUUUUUCAAAUUAAGUCGAAACAAAAUAUGAUGAAUGAGCAAUGUUUCCUAUUGCAGAGAUAAUUUUUAAUUGAAAUAUAUAUUGUGAUCUACCUAUCUAAUGAUGAUUUCUUUUUUUCUUCUAUAACUCCUUCCUUGGAAUGAAUAAAUGUUGACAUACAUUAUAAAACAAAAUUUUGCAUCGAUAUAUUUUCUCCAGAAUUGAAGCUCAGUUAGCUAUUGGGUUUAGUAAGAAAUAAAAGAUGGCAAAUUAAUUCAAAUUCAAUGAAAACAAAAUAUUUAUAUUAAAAAAAAGUUUUCACAAGAGCACUUUAUUAAUAUUUUCUUCUUUUUGUUUUUUGCUUUAUUUUCUUAAUAGGUUAUUGCUACACUGAAAUGAUUUUAGACAAUUUUUUGUUUAUAAUAAUGAGUUUUAUUGCUUGUAGCACAUAAUUUUUGUUUUCAACAUACUUAUCUACACUUGACAACAUUUUAGUGUACUGUAUUAAAAAAAAAAAAUUAAAUUGCAGUUUGUUUUUUCACUCUUGGCUGGCCUAUCAAGGAAGGAGUUGUAUUUAAAUUUAAAUAUUAAGCUUUUUUUCCUUUUUUUAUUAAUGUUUUAGAUGUGCCAAAAUGUGUUACCUAUUAGAUCUUGUGUCAUAUAAGGAAAAAUAUAAUUUAAGAAAAAAACCUUAUAUGCACUCAAAUAACUUAACUAAUCCUUUAAAUCAUCGGUGAUGGGUUAAAAAGUUAGUUUUUAAGUGUCAAUAAAAUAGCAGUUUAAUUGUUAAGAGGAUGGCUCUUUUUUUAUUUUUUAUUACUUUCAUUUAAGAUCUCCAAUUUAUUAAAUGACCAUAAAGACUGCAUAUCAAAUUCUAUACUUUCAAAAAGGAAUCAAUAAUUUAUAUAUUUUCAAAACAAUAUUUGAGAAAAAUGUGAUAAUAGAGUGAAGAAAUAAGACUUAGCAAAUGUUUAAAAAAAAUAAUAGAGAAAUUAUAAGAACAUAUUUAUAUUUUGUAAGUUUAGUUAAAAACAGGGUAACACCAAUUAAGCAGGAGGUGAUUUAGUUUCAAACAACCAGUUCCAAGAAACUGUAUUAUGCCCUGUUAAAAAAAGAAAUCAAAUUGCAAAAGAAUGUCUAUUUACGAGGGUAAUGGCUUUUAAUCGGGCUCGAUGAAUUUAAAAAAAAAUGUUUAAAACAACAAAGCCCCCUCAUUAUCUCUGCAAUGGGCGUUUUUUGGUGAUAAUGACCAUUGAUGUAAAUACUUUUAUUAUGACAAACAUCAGAGCAUUAUUGUAAAGAUUCACCUUAUGUUAAGCUUUACAAGUACAAAUUUAAAUGAUUUGGAAAUUGUUUACGGUUGAACAAGUUUGUUAGUGAAUUGAAGAGUCUAUAGAAAGAAAUUUAUUAUGUUGUACAACCCAUCCUUUAAAAUAUGUUAAAAUGUCAAAUAUAUUUUUAUAGACUGCAUUAGUUUUCUGACUAGAAACACUACUAAUGUUGAAGUUUAAAAAAAAAA
Messenger RNA from Cimex lectularius (bed bug), 4157 nucleotides. RefSeq names its product putative nucleotidyltransferase FAM46C. Gene Ontology annotation, biological process: mRNA stabilization. Lineage: Eukaryota; Metazoa; Arthropoda; Insecta; Hemiptera; Cimicidae. The transcript has 5 exons. The record is from RefSeq and is a predicted model, not a curated record. The coding region runs from base 82 to 1434 and encodes 450 amino acids. Gene Ontology annotation, molecular function: poly(A) RNA polymerase activity; RNA binding.